UCGACCUCGGAGCAGAAUGGCUGCAGUCACAGAGCUCUCCUUCCUGCUGUUUGCUCUCAUCAACAACAUCCAUGCAGAAGAACAGAUCAUCAUCCAAGAGGAAGGAUACUCUUACACCUUCAACCUCCCCGAGAACACCAACUCCUGCCUGAUCUCCAGAUCUGUUGGUGAGGAGAAGCUUGUCCUGUGGAACACCUCUGACCUCUGGUCCAACAGCUCCUCAGUACCUGAACACUUGAAACAACGACUUGUCAGCACGGUGAAAACUUCUUCUUACACCAUCCUCCACCUGACCCAUUCAGACUCCGGCCCGUAUCAAGAGGAGUGUUGGACUGAGGGCAACGUGACGCAUGAGAACAACAUCACUAUUACUGUUUGUACUAUUUCAAUAGAUCGGAGAGGUUUUGGAGCGAGACUUGGAGAGACAGUGAACCUGCCAUGUAAGGGAGCAGCUGAUAAUCUGGAUAUCCAGUGGCUCAAACAGGACUCUAGAUAUGAGCAAGAAACAUGGAGCAGAGUUUUUGGGAACAAUAUGACAUCAGUGAUGGACAAUGUUAGAGGAAGAUACCAAGUGGUGACAAACACAUCAGCUCUUCGUGUAUCCAACGUCACAACAACAGACCUUACACUGUACAGAUGUCUGGUGAUGAACCAACAGCAGUGUGUUAGCAGGUACACUGUACAGUUGGUACCGUAUGAGAUAAUCUACCACUCAGUGGGAGAGACCGCUGUGUUGUCGUGCACUAUCACUGACUCCAAUGAUGAACAGCCCCCACGUUGGAUGGUUAUUAACAAAACAAACUCCAUUACUCACCUAGGACAACAAAACCAGACUGUUCCUUCAGUAGACCAAAACUACUCGCUGGUGUUUUCAUCUCUAAUGUUAAAUCACUCAGGUCGUUACUACUGUAAAGUCUCUAGGAGAGAGCAACGGUAUGAUCUGGUGGUGUGCCCCAAAUUUGGACCCCCUGCUGUAGAGCUCUUCUCAGAGGGAGAAGAAGUCACUCUCAGAUGCAGAGAUUGGAGAGAGGAUAAAGUGCAUGGUUGGUUUAUCAAGUCACACCAAAAAGAGGGAAGAAUCUUUAGUGUAAGGUAUCAGAGCAUGAGCAGAGUGAGCUGGUCUAAAUAUGAUAAUGGGAACCUGGUUAUCUCUAAUAUUUCAAUGGGAGACGCAGGGGAGUACUGGUGUGUAGUUUACGACCCAGAUGGUUAUCAGUGUGAGUCAACAGAGAGAACUGUGUUGGUGUGGCUUUAAUACAGCCUGGUAUACACUGGCUUUAAAAUAAGGGAUGGGACACAUUCAGGCAG
Messenger RNA from Sander lucioperca (pikeperch), 1308 nucleotides. RefSeq lists its product as uncharacterized. NCBI's taxonomy places the organism in Eukaryota, Metazoa, Chordata, Actinopteri, Perciformes, Percidae. The record is from RefSeq and is a predicted model, not a curated record. Bases 17 to 1255 code for a protein of 412 amino acids. The transcript is spliced from 2 exons.